Scheffersomyces coipomensis is the source of this 1086-nucleotide messenger RNA. It is a transcript of the gene CCP1, whose product is annotated as cytochrome-c peroxidase. Gene Ontology annotation, molecular function: peroxidase activity; heme binding. The transcript has a single exon. The coding region runs from base 1 to 1086 and encodes 361 amino acids. Gene Ontology annotation, biological process: response to reactive oxygen species; cellular response to oxidative stress; hydrogen peroxide catabolic process. NCBI's taxonomy places the organism in Eukaryota, Fungi, Ascomycota, Pichiomycetes, Serinales, Debaryomycetaceae. The record is from RefSeq and is a predicted model, not a curated record.
AUGUCAACUCUUGCAUUAAAAUCUUCUAUUUCAAGAAUUGCUAAGGCCACUGGUUCUAGUUCUAGAGCUAGAAGUUCAACCUUUUUAUUAUCAGGUUUAAUUGGUACUGGUGCUGUUGCUUCAUACUUAUAUUACAAUAACAAUAAAAACAACAAUAAUAAUAACAACAACAAUGGUAAAAUCGUCAAGCCAUUAUUAGGAGCUGCAAUUAUUAAAAAUGCUCAAAUUCCAGAAGGUAAAGGUAUUCAAGAUUAUCAAUCUGUUUAUAAUGCCAUUGCUUCUAAAAUCGAAGAACAUCUUGAUUUCGAUAAAGGUGCUGGUUACUAUGGUCAAUUAGUUAGAUUAUCAUGGCAUACCUCUGGUACCUAUUCUAAAUAUGAUAACACUGGUGGUUCAUAUGCAGGUACCAUGGUUUAUGCUCCAGAAUCAUCUGAUGGUGAAAAUGCUGGUUUAGCUGUUGGUAGAGACUUUUUAGUUGAAUUUAAAGAUAAAUUUCCUUGGAUUUCAAGAGGUGAUUUAUGGACUUUAGGUGGUGUUGUUGCUGUUCAAGAAGCUGGGGGUCCAAAAGUUCCUUGGAGACCAGGUAGAACUGAUCUUUAUGAUGCUGCUUCUGUUCCAGCCAAUGGUAGAUUACCAGAUGCUUCAAGAGAUGGUAAAUAUGUUCGUGAUUUAUUCAAAAGAAUGGGUUUCAAUGAUAGAGAAACUGUUGCUUUAAUUGGUGCUCAUUGUUUAGGUCAAUGUCAUACUUAUAAUUCUGGUUUUGAUGGUGCUUGGGGUCCACAAUUUAACAGAUUCACUAAUGAUUUCUACGUCAGAUUAUUAGGUGGAUGGCACGUAAGAAAAUGGGAUGGUAAGAAACAAUACCAAGAUGAUGAAACUAAUACUUUCAUGAUGUUACCAACCGAUAUUGCCUUAAAGGAAGAAUCUUAUUUCCUCAAAUAUGUUAAAGAAUAUGCUAAAGAUGAAGAAUUAUUCUUCAAAGAUUUCGCCAAGGCUUAUAGUACCUUAUUAGAAUUGGGUGUUUCUUACCCAAGAGGUUCAAAGCCAUUUAUCUUCAAAACUGUUGAAGAACAAGAAGACGAGUAA